GGCCGUCAGAUUUUGGAACAAGAAAACGAGUAACUUAAAACCUAUAAACUUUUGUCCGGGAUCCAAACUAUUUCAAACCUUGUGACCCGUGACAGUUCCCAGUUGUCGAAGCGUUGGGAACGACUGAAACCCAGCGUCUGGCAUGGGCCCAGGACAGAAUAUAUGUACCGUAACGAUUUCCCUGUUCCCAUUUCUACACAUGGGACACUGAGGCCCUGCCAGUGUCUGCACCCUCAAGUAUCCUGACUCAAAUUCCAGGUUGCUGCCCAACUUAGUGCCACUGAGAGGAGGGCCGCCCAUCUGCCCCACCUGGCCCUAACCCGGAGUGCUCCACGCACCACCCGGGCGUUGGGGCGAUGCAAUAUUGGAGACCAGAAGCAGAGUGGCUGGCCGGCGCGCAUACUCCGUCCUGAGCGCAGCCUCUCCGCGCCAGGGGGCGCGCUCCUCUCCGCUGCCCCGCCCCUGAAGCGGUUGGGAUUUGAAUCUCCGGCGGGCUGUGGCGGGAAGUGUCGAUCGGUCAGCCAGACAUGGAGAGCUCGGGCUCCGCACCUCGGUGCCCGUUGCAAGAGCAGCGUGCCCGCUGGGAGCGGAAACGCGCCUGCACCGCCCGGGAGCUGCUGGAGACCGAGCGGCGCUACCAGGAACAGCUGGGGCUGGUGACCACGUACUUCGUGGGCAUUCUGAGAGCCAAGGGCACCCUGCGACCACCAGAGCGCCAGGCCCUGUUUGGGCCCUGGGAGCUCAUUUACGGCGCCAGCCAAGAGCUGCUUCCCUACCUGGAAGGAGGGCACUGGGGACAGGGACUGGAGGGCUUCUGCCCCCACCUGGAGCUCUACAUCCAAUAUGCUGCCAACUCAGAGAGGUCCCAGACCACCCUGCAGGAGCAACUAAAGAAAAGCAAACGUUUCCGGAGGUUCUUGAGGCUUCAGGAAGGGCGCCCUGAGUUUGGGGGUCUUCAGCUCCAGGACCUACUCCCUCUGCCUCUGCAGAGGCUCCAGCAGUAUGAGCAUCUUGUCGUUGCUUUGGCGGAAAACACAAAUCCCAACAGCCCUGACCACCACCAACUCACACGGGCUGCUCGGUUGAUAAGUGAGACUGCCCAGAGAGUCCACACCAUUGGUCAGAAACAGAAGAAUGCCCAGCACCUCCAGCGUGUCCAGGCUCUGCUCAGUGGACGCCGGGCAAAGGGGCUUACCUCAGGUAGUCGCUGGUUCCUACACCAGGGCUGGCUGUUGGUGGUGCCUCCCCAUGGGGAGCCUCGGCCCCGAAUGUUCUUCCUCUUCUCUGAUGUGCUCAUCAUGGCCAAGCCUCGACCCCCACUGCACCUGCUGCAGAGUGGCACCUUUGCCUGCCGGGCCCUCUACCCCAUGGCUCAGUGUCAACUCCACAGGGUCUUUGGCCACUCAGGAGGCCCUUGUGGUGGACUGCUCAGCUUGUCCUUUCCCCGGGAGAAGCUGCUGCUUAUGUCCACAGACCAGGAGGAGCUAUUGCGCUGGUACCACAGUCUGACUUUGGCCAUCAGCAGCCAGAAGAAUUAGAAGAAUCUUAUAGAUUCCAGAACUCAUGAUACUUCAGGGAGAGGUCAGCAGGGUCAAGAGUAUAAAGGAACUAAACUUCAGUACUAAACAAAACACAGAAGCCUUCAUGGUUUGAGAAAGGUCAUUUUGUGUUUGCUUGGGACCAAGCCACACUGGGUUAUUUGACCAGCCCUUACGAAUCAGAAAACCAGAUCUGACCCAACUGAACUUCCGCUGAACCAGCCCCUCCAGCACAGAUGAGGGGAUUUGAGAUUGAUAAGCUCGGUGCUAUGUCUGUGGCCAGUCGUCUGUCAAGGUUGCAACUUUGCAAACGUGGCUAUUUUUAAGUUGUAUGUAGUUUUUAUAAUUUAUUUUCUCACUGGAUUUUAGUAAAGUUUUGUUCUUUGG
Rhinolophus ferrumequinum (greater horseshoe bat) is the source of this 1925-nucleotide messenger RNA. RefSeq names its product Rho guanine nucleotide exchange factor 39 (gene ARHGEF39). Gene Ontology annotation, molecular function: guanyl-nucleotide exchange factor activity. Bases 528 to 1538 code for a protein of 336 amino acids. Gene Ontology annotation, biological process: positive regulation of cell migration. The record is from RefSeq and is a predicted model, not a curated record. The transcript is spliced from 9 exons. Gene Ontology annotation, cellular component: plasma membrane. Lineage: Eukaryota; Metazoa; Chordata; Mammalia; Chiroptera; Rhinolophidae.